This is a messenger RNA of Uranotaenia lowii, 1800 nucleotides long. RefSeq lists its product as uncharacterized. The record is from RefSeq and is a predicted model, not a curated record. Gene Ontology annotation, molecular function: nucleic acid binding; RNA-DNA hybrid ribonuclease activity. The coding region runs from base 1 to 1800 and encodes 599 amino acids. Lineage: Eukaryota; Metazoa; Arthropoda; Insecta; Diptera; Culicidae. The transcript has a single exon.
AUGGGAUAUUUCAUCCGCAGCUUCCUGACUGAACGUAAAGCUAGGGUCUACAUCGAUGGGAAGCUAUCAUCCCCCCACACCAUAGCAAACGGUGUGCCCCAAGGCUCUGUUUUGGCCCCAACGCUGUUUCUUAUUGGGAUGCAAUCACUUUUUGACGUAGUUCCAGAGGACGUCAAUGUUCUGGCCUAUGCCGACGACAUAACCCUGAUAUCCGUGUCCCCCUACUCAGUACUAUCCAGAAAGCAACUACAAAUAGCCGUAAAUAGAGUAGACAACUGGGCACCUUCCAUGGGUUUUAUCUUCGCUCCAGAAAAGUCAAAGCUCAUGCAUCUUAGUAGCAGGAAGAAGAAGCUGAACAAACUUCCCCCACUUAUAAUGGGCAAUAAAGUUAUCCCCAUAGUCCACUCAUCCCGCAUUCUUGGGGUCUUAGUGGAUGACAAACUCAAAUUCAUCAACCAUGCAAACCAAGUUCGGAAAUCAGCUUCACUCAAACUCAACAUCCUUAAAAAGUUAUGUAGCGCCCGGGGCGCCGGUUCCCGCUCUUCACUGUUCCGAUUCCUUCAUGGAUGGCUGAUGCCUGCCAUGCUCCACGGACUGGGCCUAUUUAGUCGCGGUGGCGACCGCAUUAACGAGAAAUUGGAGCCACUAUACAACCAAGCAGUUCGCAUCAUCGGCGGCGCCUUCCGGAGCAGCCCAAUCGUUUCUAUCAUGGCAGAAAGUGGACAGAUCCCUUUUGACUACGUGAUCGCAAGAAACCUUUCCAGCAAAACGAUCCGCUGGUUAUCCUACAACCGAAACCCCGAAGUACCUAUGGUUCAGCGUACCGAAAGCUACCUACAAAAGUAUGAAACAUCUAUUCCUGAAAUAUCAACCCGCCCUGAACCUAGACUUCGCAAAUUCAAUGCUCCUGUCCCAAAAGUCGAUCUUAGCUUGCUCUCCGCGGUACGAGCCGGAGGGAGCUCAACUGUUGCUCUGGCCAACUAUCUCCAACUCGUUAGUCGAAAAUACCAAAGCAUACCCAAGUUCUUCACCGAUGGUUCCAAGUCCACUGAUGGCCAGGUUGGAUGUGGCAUAUUCAGCACUACCGACAGUGUGGCCCUCUCUCUACCACCCAAAUGCUCCGUCUUCAGCUCUGAAGCUUUCGCCAUCCUAAAAGCAGCCCAGGACCUCUGCCCAUCUACCGGCGCAGUCAUCUUCUCCGACUCUGCAAGCGUGCUGAGAGCUGUCCAGGCAGCCAACACAAAACACCCAUGGAUCAUUGCACUUUCCAACAUUGCAGCGACGAAAAAAAUUACUCUGUGCUGGAUUCCUGGUCACUCCGGGAUUCCCGGCAACGAGGCAGCAGAUCGAUUGGCUCUCAACGGUAGUCAGCUGGAACCCCCCAAUACGGCCAUCCCUCCCUCAGAUGCCUCCCACUGGCUUAAAAACCACCUGCUCCUCUCUUGGGCAAACACCUGGAACAACAUCACCGAAAACAAGCUGAGGGAGAUCAAAAACUGCACCUAUGCAUGGAGCGACCGGAAUUCCUUCUUUGAGCGGAGAGCCCUAACCCGAAUACGCAUAGGACACACAAGAUUGACCCAUGGCUAUCUUAUGGGUAAAGAGGACCCUCCCAUCUGCCCCGCUUGCAGCGUAGUCAUCACCAUCAAACAUAUCCUCACGCAAUGCCCUAUACACCAGCAAGCCCGCCUUGACUGCGACCUAGCCGACAACCUUCGACAGAUCCUGUCGAACGAUCCUGAAGAAGAGGAAAAGGUCCUCUCAUUCCUCCGGAGCAGCAGCAUUUACGAGGAAAUAUAA